Messenger RNA from Guillardia theta CCMP2712, 897 nucleotides. RefSeq lists its product as hypothetical. The coding region runs from base 268 to 849 and encodes 193 amino acids. The record is from RefSeq and is a predicted model, not a curated record. Gene Ontology annotation, molecular function: demethylase activity; oxidoreductase activity. NCBI's taxonomy places the organism in Eukaryota, Cryptophyceae, Pyrenomonadales, Geminigeraceae. The transcript has 11 exons. Gene Ontology annotation, biological process: oxidative demethylation.
GCGGAGGCAACGAGAAGGCAAGACACCUGACAAGACUUCUAGCAAGCUACUCAGAACUGAAACUGGUUCGUCGUUUGGUGAUUGUCCCGUGUGUUCGAAGAGAGUCCCGUUGUCCCUGCUCUACACGGAUCACCUCUUUUCCUCCGCGUGCAAGAAUGAAGAGAGGUCGAUUCUUCUCCCGCCCAACGUAAGGAUUCUGCGGAGAAGGAAGAGCGGAUUCCUGCAGUCAGAGGAGUUGUUUGCUUGCAGUCUGACUUGCCCGGGCUCAUGAAGCCGAAAGCGAUCCGCGACGUCCCGGGGCUCUUCCAGUUUCCUGACUUCAUCACAGAAGAUGAGGAAGGGUUGCUGCUGCAGAGCUUGGACACAGGGAACAAGUGGCAACUGUCGUCCUUCAAUGGGGAGUGCAUGACGCAGCGGUGGGGAGUAGUCACAGACCUGAAGCGGAGGAGCGUCCGCCCUUGCAGCAUCGAGCGAGGGGAGGAGGACCUCCCGAGUUUCUUGAGAGCGAUCAUCGAGAAAUGGAUCAACAGGUGCGAGGUGAUCGCUCAGUUCCAUCCUAACGAGGCCAACGCCAACUCCUACGAGAAGCACAAGGGGCAUUCGCUAGCAGCGCACUUUGACGACCGGUUCCUUUCAGGAGACAUCCUAGUUAACCUCUCCUUGGGAGCAGAUUGCCACAUGACAUUCGCAAGGAAAGACAAAAUCAAGGUCCUGGUGCCCAGGAGAAGCCUCCAAGUAGUGACGGGCAGGGCGAGGUUUGAGCACACGCACGGCAUCGACCUGGACGACUUCCAUGGCCCACGACGCGUGUCCAUCACCUUCAGGAGAGCAAAACUCACUUGCACCUGACAUGCCAUGAGCGCUGUUUCAUCUAGAUUAAAGUUGUCCGAUGUCAUG